Linepithema humile (Argentine ant) is the source of this 1738-nucleotide messenger RNA. Its product is annotated as phosphotriesterase-related protein-like. NCBI's taxonomy places the organism in Eukaryota, Metazoa, Arthropoda, Insecta, Hymenoptera, Formicidae. The record is from RefSeq and is a predicted model, not a curated record. Gene Ontology annotation, biological process: catabolic process. Gene Ontology annotation, molecular function: hydrolase activity, acting on ester bonds; zinc ion binding.
GGUAUUAUUAUAAUUCAACACGUACUAUAUAAAAUAUAAAUUAAAUUAUUGAAAAGGCUUUGUCUCUAAGUAGUGUGAAAAUAAUGGAAAUUGUGGAAAAUGAUAAAUUUGUGGAAACAGUAACAGGACCUGUACUGCUGGAUGAUCUCGGUAUUACAUUAACGCACGAGCAUCUUUUUAGCUACUUUACCAAUUGUUUUAAGCGUGCUCCGUAUUCGCAUAAGCUUUCGAGAGAUCAUACAACAAUUACAAUGAAAGGUAGCGGCUAUCUUAAUCUAUAUCCGUAUAGUAAUAUGAAAAAUUUGAAACUUAUUGAUGAGAAAGAAACAAUUUGUCCAAACGAAAUAUUUGAGUUCACAGGACUUGAUGGGCAAACAAUUGUGGAAAAUAGCAAUCAUGGUUUGAGAUGUUUUAACAAAUGGGACGAAUACACAAAUGUGUCCUUAAAACAGAAAAUUAACAUAAUUAUUGGAACAGGAUAUUAUGUUGCUCAGACGCAACUUGCAUCAACCUUAAAUAUGUCCAAAGAAAGUAUGUAUUAUGUUAUGUGUACGGAAUUAGAAAAAGGUAUUGUAAAUCGUGAACAUUAUUUAAGUUCCAAAAUAAAAGCAGGAUUUAUCGGCGAAGUGGGCAGUUCUUGGCCAAUUCAUGCCUUUGAAAAACGUUCUAUUUCUACAACUGGCGAAGUGCAAGAAAAAUUGCAUUGUCCUGUUAGCUUUAGUCCUGGAUCGAAUGCAUCUGCACCUAUGGAGAUAAUGCGAAUCUAUCAAGAGGCCGGAGGGAACGCUCGCAAAGCCAUUAUGUGUCACGUUGAUCGUACUUUGACCAACGAGGAACAACUCAUGGAAUUCGCAGAUGAUAAUAAAUGUUACAUACAAUUCUCUAUGUUUGGUACCGAGUGUUCUUUCUAUCAACACGAUCCGACUGUUGAUGUACUGUCAGAUGCAGAGCGUGUCGAAUUUAUUGCAAAAUUCAAAAAAGAAUCGAAAUUGGAUCAGGUUUUAAUGAGUCACGAUAUUCAUACCAAUGACAGACUGGCAAUGUAUGGCGGUCAUGGAUAUGGUCAUAUCCUUGAAUUUGUAGUACCGUAUAUGGAAGAAAAUGGUUUCACCGAUCAGGAUAUCACACAACUGAUGGAGGAAAAUCCUAAGAAUUGGCUAAGCCGUGGUCAAUAAUCGAUUUAUAUAAAAAUUUAUUUUUUUUUUACAAAACAUAGAAACAUGAAUGAAAAGUGCACAACAACUUUUCUAUAUGCGAUAUUGUUUUUUUUUCUAAAAAUUGUAAACAGUUUAUGCCGUAGCUAUUAAGUACUAUAACUAUAUUCGUUUAUAAUAUGCAACAAUUUUAGAAUAAUGUAUUUUUCUUUCAAAUAAGUACUCAGCAUUCAAUUCUUGUCCAAAUUGCGCACAUAGAUAUAAAAAUCGAAUUUUGCAUUGGGAUCAUAAGUACCAUACAUGUACACGAAAAUGUGAACGACGUUGCUCAGUUUGCAGAAUACUACAGAUACGCUGUGGUGUUAAUUAACUUGUUUGUUGUUAAAACGCAAGCACGAUAUCGUCGCAACAAUGAGUAAAGCAUGCUUGAUCUAUGCGAUAAAAUAUUUCCGAAAGCAAUGUCUUUCUCAUGUCAUAAAAGAGCACCUGGAAAUCGUUUCCGAUUUGUAUCAUAAUUGAUUUAUCAUCAUUAAUGCAACAUCCGCGGUAAAAUUGAAAAGUAUUGUUUAAUUAUCGAAUGAGAC